Molecule: messenger RNA, 1717 nt
Organism: Cyanistes caeruleus (blue tit)
Lineage: Eukaryota; Metazoa; Chordata; Aves; Passeriformes; Paridae
Source: RefSeq, a predicted model, not a curated record
GGUGGCUGCUCUGCCCAGGGCCGGGGGUCCCUCGACCCGCGGGGGUCCCCACUCCCCACCCCGCUGCCAGGCAGAGCCGCUCUUUGUCUGCGACCGGCGCAGAGCUCAUUGUCUCCAGCCCCUCCGCAGUGCGCAGGGAGCGAGGGCGGACACGGGGCCGCACUUUCGGGCUCUGGGCUGCCCGAACCGGGCCCCCUGGGCGCUCAGGAACUCCAGCCCCAACAAAUCCCGGGGCAGGGGAGGAGGCUGGAGGGUGCUUCUGGAUGCAGAGAGAUGCCCCUCGAGGGAGUUGUGCUGGAUGAGCACCAAACCCUGGGCCAGGGAUCCAAAGUUGGGGUGGGGAGGGAUAGUCCUUGGGAAAAGCUUCUGCAGCAUUUGGCACUUUCCCCAGCACUUGGGAAUGGGAGGGAGCAACCCCCAGGGCAUUACUCUCCAUUGAUCGGUCUCUUCCAUGGCAUUUUGCAGGAUCUUGUGAAAAAUCAUCUGAUGUACGCUGUGCGGGAGGAGGUGGAGGUCCUGAAAGAGCAAAUCAAGGAACUGUUGGAGAAAAACUCCCAGCUGGAGCGUGAGAACAGCCUCCUGAAGACCCUGGCCAGCCCUGAGCAGCUGGAGAAGUUCCAGUCCCGGCUCCCAGCAGAGGUGCUGUGCCCUGAGGAGCAGAGCCCCGGGGUGGCUGCCCCGGCCCAGCGCUCCGGGGGCUCUGCGGUGUAAGGUGGCUCUGUCCUCGGGGUGGGCAGAGCCACAGAACUCUUUCUACUUAAUCUCCUGCAAAAUCGUUUCCGCCUUCAUCUCACACGAAGGACUGCCAGAGCCUGGCACUGAGCCGCGCCCCUCGGGCAGCCCUGGCCAGCCCGCAGAGCCAGCGGCUGUCUCCUUCAUGAGGAUGCUCUUCUUCAAGGAAGACAGGGGCAGCUGACCCCCCCUCCCCACCCAGCCGCCCAGCAGGUGCCAGGAGGAGAUCUGUGGAAGCCGUCGCGGGCUGCGGAGCGGGGCUGGGCAGGCUUUGGCACCGUGCUGGUAGCCGGCAGUGGGAAGGAGCGCGCGCCAGGCCGUGGUUGCGCUCUGCAGGGGGGUGUCUCUUUCUGGCAAAGCCCGACAUUGGAGGGAGACCGAUGUUUAGUGAGUGAAGCAGAUGUGUCCCACGAGCCACCCAAGAGCCUGCUGGAACUCGAGCCAGACUGAGCAGCACUGGGGGUGGCAGCUGCAGCGUAGACCGUGGCUGAACGCACAGCAGUGUGGGGAUUACAAGGAGAAAAAGCUUGUUUUGUUAGUUUGGGCAUCUUGUGUAGCCGUAUCUGUGUACAAACACGCGCACCAGAGGUGCCUCCGAGGCCGCGGGGUGCCCGCUCUGGCUCAGCCGUGCCCACCUGAACAGCUGGGGCAUCGGAAGGCAGGCUGGAAUGGUGAGCGCCCGUCAGUGGGCACACAGCUAUUGCCAGUGGCACCAGGGAGGGGACAGACUCGCUCCUCUCUGGCAUCCCACCUGACAGAACUGUGCAGCAGCGCUGGGAGGAUCUGGACUGACUACUGGGCAGAGCCACAAGCCAGGCUGUGCUCUAACCCACUAAGGUGGAGGAGCCAGCCCGUGCCCCGGGGCUCCCCUCUGUCCCUGGCCUUUCCCUGGGAUGUGACGGGACAUUGCUUUUGAUGUCAGAAGCGGUGACACUGUUGUGUAAAUCUAGAUAGAAAUGGCAAUAAACUCUACUUUUUAUAUAUA